Molecule: messenger RNA, 1607 nt
Organism: Phalaenopsis equestris
Lineage: Eukaryota; Viridiplantae; Streptophyta; Magnoliopsida; Asparagales; Orchidaceae
Product: protein DGCR14-like
Cellular component (GO): catalytic step 2 spliceosome
Source: RefSeq, a predicted model, not a curated record
UGCUCGCGCUUUGCCAUUCUCUUCCCCCCGUCGAAACCCUAAUCCAAUUUCUCCCGAUCUCCCUCUCAACGGACGAUGCUCCUCUCUCCCGGCCACUCCCCUCGCCACAUCUCCACACCAUCUUUGUCCCCCAACCCCUCCUCCUCCUCCGCUGCUCAGAAAACCCUGACCCUAAAACAUGCCGACCCGUUCAACCCUAGGAAGCGCCGCAUCAGCGUCCUCGACGAGGACACCUACGUUGCCGCCAUCGAGAAGAUCAUCGAGCGCGACUUCUUUCCGGAUAUCCCCAAGCUCCGCGAUCGCCUCGACUGGCUCGAGGCUACACCACGCCCUUUGGCGCAUAAAACCCCGUCUGUUGUUCCCGUUUCCGGCGAUCAAGUUGCAAGUGAAGAAGAUCCCACUUCUAAUGUGGAUACUUCUCUCUCCCUCGAUGAAUUCUGCUGCAGGUACACGAGCGAGGACAAUGAGAGCUUCUCGAAGAUCAUGGAGAAGGUAAACAGGAAGAGGAGGGAUCGCUAUUCUCAUCUGUUGCAAGGGGAGUUGGAGGAAACGGUGAAGACCAUAGAGGAUGAGAGGAGGGAUCGAAUAACGGAUGGCUAUGGAACUUCUGGACAGCCGUUGGCCACCCUUGACGGGUGGAAGUACACGGCAAAGAAUCUCUUGAUGUACAAUCCUGCUGAUCGUGGGGAGGUCCCCCUUACGGAGGAGGAAAGGGCUGAGAGGCUGAAGGGCUUGACGAAGGAGAUUGACAAAUCAAACACAAGAUUUCAGGGAAAGUCUAUUGCUGAUUCGAAGCCCACUAAGGAGGAACAAGCAGCCUCGUUUCUCUACACUCCAGUUCCAGGCACCACACCAGCAGGUGCUUCUUGGCCAUUUGGUGAUCGACAGGCAGAGAAGCUGAAAAAGUAUGACUUGGAAGAUCUGAGAAAAACCCCAAAUGCAUUCUUUGCUGAGUCUGAACAGAUAUCAGAAAAUGGGUAUAGCUUUGUGAAGACGCCUUCCCCAGCUCCUGGUGUGGAUGGAUCCCCUUUUAUGACAUGGGGAGCCAUAGAGGGAACACCGCUGAGAUUGGAUCUGGAAGAGACACCAGUUGGUAAUGGUGGGAGUAUUGAUGGGCCGCAUUUCAGUAUUCCAUUGCCACCCUCCCGGGAUGUGAAGGCACAUUCUCUUUCAAGAGAAGCUACUAGGAGAUUAAGAGAGAGGUCCAAGAUGUAUCGGAAGCCACCCUUGCCUUCACCUGCUCGGGGUUGUAGUGCAAGCCCCAGUGUUCGAAAUCUUUCACCUGCUGCACAAAAGUUUGUUAGAAAUGCAAUUGCCAAAACUUCAAGCUCUGUUGAUGAGAAUCUUCGUGCUAGUUAUCGUGGGACAAGCCCAGCAGUCUCUACUCCAAGGGAACGAAGUUUGUCUAGGUUUUCAAGAGAUGGAAGUUUGGCAUCCAGGUCUCCUUCAGUUAGACAGGAUUCUGCUUCUCCAUGGUGAAUUAUCCCUUUGUAGCCCUAAUAGCUUGUUCUGGAACUAUAUAUUACAAUGUCAAAGCAGUAAUGACAUUGUUGUUCUUAUGGGUAUCUUUGAAACAUGAAAAUUCUUAGUCAGAUUCACUUCUUAAA